This is a messenger RNA of Esox lucius (northern pike), 943 nucleotides long. RefSeq lists its product as uncharacterized. The transcript has 5 exons. The coding region runs from base 38 to 649 and encodes 203 amino acids. NCBI's taxonomy places the organism in Eukaryota, Metazoa, Chordata, Actinopteri, Esociformes, Esocidae. The record is from RefSeq and is a predicted model, not a curated record.
CACUGGGACAUACUGGUGUGGAGUGGAGAGAUCUAUAAUGGACUCAUACCAAGAGGUGCAUCUGACAGUUACAGAUGCUCCUCUAAUUCCCAAAACUGUCAGCCCCAAACGUGGUGUCUCUACAAACCUCCCCAACAUCUCUGUUACAUCUUCUAACAAUCCCACAACCAUUCACAACGUCUCUGGAACAUCCCCAAACCUCUCCAUGACAUUUCUGACGCCAGGGGACAUCUCUGGUCACUCAUCGUUAAGCGCAGAUCCUUCCUUGGACUCCAGUGGUGCAGGCCUUCAUGAGAGUGCAAAUCGCACCAACCGACUGGUGUGGACCGGUGGCGGUCUGGUAGUCAUGGUGACGGUGACGGGACUGGUCCUGUUCCUCGUGAAGAGAAGACGCAGGACGACCACAUCUCAACCUCCAGCCUCCCCGAAGACUGACUGUUUGUACGAGGAGAUCAGAGAGGCAGAUGGACAAACUGAAACACUCCCUGUAGUCGUCUCCUCCUCCUCUACAACCAACCCUGCUGACACUAACUGUCCCCAAGAUGAUUUACAUCCAAGCUACUCUACUGUGGACUUCCACAAAGAUCACAUGAAUCCAAUCUACAAUCUUGCAGAUUACCCAGGUUCUGUUAUCUACUCCAGUGUGUAACUUCCCAAAGAUUCUAGAAUCUCCUCAGUCCCUUCAACAGCCAGUAGAACCCAGGAUGGUUCCAUCUAUUCUAAAGCCCAUUUACCCAAAGACCCUGUAGAACAUAUGAAAUGGCCUGAUGUGCAGAUCUAUAGUGACACUCCAGAAGACCCCAUCUAUUCUACAGCCCAGUCACCCCAAAACUAAGUAGGGCUAUAAAAUAUGUACAUGGGAUGAGUCCCAUUCAUAAAGAAUAUGCCAUGAAAGAAAAAGUCUAACCACAUUGUAUAUAAAUAAAAUGCUUUUGUGAUUUGA